UAUCUGUGUAUGUACGUUUAAGUGUACCAUAUUGAACUCUUCCUCUCUUUUUUGAACAGAGAAUUCUUUCUUUCUUUCUUUUUUCCGGUGACCGGAGGAAUAUUUUCCGGCGACAUGGACGAGUCUUGGCGUAUGAGAAUGGGCUUUGACCCUUUCUUCUCCGCCGCCAGAAAAUCCAUUGACCAGACCUUCUCCUCCGCCGCCAUGGAUGCCGACGACUUCGCCGACGUUUUCGGUGGUCCGCCGCGUAGCGUUCUCACCCGGAAAUUCUCCGGCGACUUCUCACGUUCCAGCUCCUUCUACGACGAGAUUUUCCUGCCGUCGGAGUUAUAUUCCCGGAAGGCUCCCGCCUCCAAAUCUCACGGCCGGAGCCUCCCGGCUUUCCGGAUUCCGGCCGGGGGAGAUGGGUUUUACGGCGACGUUUUCGGGUUUUCCGGCGGAGCCCAGAGGACGACGAGGGAGAGAUCGCAGACGAAGUGGGUGUCGAAUUCGUCUUCGGUGAUCACUUCCGAGGACGUCAGCCCUCUCCGUCCGCCGGCGACGGCGGUCUCCGGCGAUGAUGUGGCACUGUCUUCCUUCACUUCUAGGCUCAGACCGUUGAACGUUCCGUCGAGAAGCAGCGGAACAGGACAGAAUCCGGAGGCGAAGAAACAUGGGAUUCCGGCGUACGGACAAGCCGGAGAUUCCUUUUCCGUCCAUAAAAAUACACCGGGAAACGGAGAUUUCUACUACGGGAGUUCCCGUAGAGCCUCGCCGGAGACGAUAAGCCUGGACCCGAACUCCUUCAGGAGCGUCAAACUCUCCAUGGACGAUUACGGACCGAGCUCUCCUGCGUCAUCUCCUGUCUCCUCUGUCUGCGAUGAGAUCAAACCGAAACAGAGGACACGUGGCUUCACCAUGGAAGAAGAAGAAGAAGAAGAAGAGGAAGACGACGACGAAGCGAUGAGCUCUUCUUACGUGAUCGAGAUAAACUCCGACCAUUACCGCGAAGGAGGAGGUUCGGAUUCGAUCGACAUAGACGAGGCCAUCGCCUGGGCGAAAGAGAGAUUUCUCCGUCCCGACACAAAACCUCAGAUCAUCGAAACUGAGUGUCAAUCUCACGAAGGAAGUUCCGGGACUUCGACUCUGAAAUCGACCACAACUGAAGAAGAGGAAAGCAACUCGAGAAUCGGCGAAGAGGAAGAGAAGUCAGACGAACAAAUGGAGAUGGAGAAGGACAGAGAGAUAACACAUUGGUUAAAUGGGAAGGAAACUGACAUCAAACUCCUCCUCUCAACUCUACACCAUGUUCUUUGGCCCGAGAGCGGAUGGUACCCAAUCCCUCUGAUGAAUCUGCAAGAAGGAUCACAAGUUAAGAAAGCAUAUCAGAAAGCUCGGCUAUGUCUGCAUCCAGACAAGUUGCAGCAGAGAGGGGCAUCGCCACCACAGAAGUACAUCGCCAAACGGGUUUUCGCCAUUCUUCAGGAUGCAUGGGCUGCAUAUGUAUCGAGAGAAGGGUUCUCGAGCUAGACUGCUCGGUUCAAGGCCCUCCUGGUUUUGGUAAUAUACAGACCGACCCUUCUGGUUUGUCAUCGGUUUAGUGACUGUCCGGGUUUGAGUAAACAAUGUAAGAAGAAUAAAAAAAUAUCAAAAUGAAAAGUUUGGCUUUUUCUUUCCUGCAAAAUAGUCAGAUGAACAUUCCCUGUGUUCUUCUUUCUUCCAUAACUCAUGUUCUAUUUCUACAUGAAACAAACUGCUUCUUGAACAAAUUAUUCAACGAAAUGGAUCACACUUAAAUGAAUUGAAUGAAA
Tarenaya hassleriana is the source of this 1790-nucleotide messenger RNA. RefSeq lists its product as uncharacterized. Gene Ontology annotation, cellular component: cytoplasm; vesicle; intracellular membrane-bounded organelle. Gene Ontology annotation, biological process: clathrin-dependent endocytosis; clathrin coat disassembly. The transcript has 6 exons. The record is from RefSeq and is a predicted model, not a curated record. Bases 115 to 1509 code for a protein of 464 amino acids. Lineage: Eukaryota; Viridiplantae; Streptophyta; Magnoliopsida; Brassicales; Cleomaceae. Gene Ontology annotation, molecular function: clathrin binding.